Alosa alosa (allis shad) is the source of this 1029-nucleotide messenger RNA. Its product is annotated as transcription elongation factor 1 homolog. The record is from RefSeq and is a predicted model, not a curated record. Gene Ontology annotation, molecular function: RNA polymerase II complex binding. Gene Ontology annotation, cellular component: transcription elongation factor complex. The coding region runs from base 107 to 358 and encodes 83 amino acids. Gene Ontology annotation, biological process: transcription elongation by RNA polymerase II. The transcript is spliced from 4 exons. Lineage: Eukaryota; Metazoa; Chordata; Actinopteri; Clupeiformes; Clupeidae.
GUAAAGCUUACUGCGUAAACCGGAAAAUGUUGAUUAGAAGUCCGGUCUGACCAUUGGCAAGUUGGCAACAUUUCACUGCGUUACAAGACUUGUGAAGCAACUUAUUAUGGGUCGCCGAAAAUCGAAGAGGAAACCCCCUCCCAAAAAGAAGUUGACAGGGGAUCUUGACACCCAGUUCACGUGCCCAUUCUGUAACCACGAGAAGGCGUGUGAUGUGAAAAUGGAGAGGAGCAGAAACACUGGGAUUAUAUCCUGUUCGGUCUGCUUGGAGGAGUUCCAGACUCCCAUUACCUAUCUUUCGGAGGCAGUAGAUGUGUACAGCGACUGGAUAGACGCCUGUGAAGCUGCCAACCAAUAGCAGCCGUGUUGUCUUGAGGGGAUGUGUCUGUAUUGUGUAAAUCAGUAUGCUGAAUGAACUGGGAUUGUAUUUAAUGACACAAUAGGACACAUAAUGGAUCUAUAGGUCAAGUAGAAAACACUGUGUGGGGGGAAAAUGUUGCAAUACUUCCCUCUCAUUAUCUGUCCUCAGCUGCUAUUUCUGGGGGAAUAGUACAUUUUGAAGGUACACAUUUAAUUAAAUUUUUAAAUAAUUUUAACUUGAAGAAUUAAGUUAUUUCAUAGUUAUUUCUUGAUAAAGGGAGAGUAUUAUAUUGUACGAAAAAAGUGUAUGCAUUGUUACAGUAUGCACGUCCAUUUAAAAGACAAAAUAUGAGAAGACAAAUGGGAAACUGAAAGGGAAAUAGACUUAAAGCAACUCCACAACAUGAUGGAAUAUUUUAUUUUUUCAAAUGAAGAAAUAUUUUAAGAAAUAAAUGCAUCACAUACUGUUGGUAGUCACACUUGCACAGUUUCUAGAGUGUGGCCUUUGUAAUGAUCCUCAUUCAAAUUAGUUUUUACCAAAAAUGUCUAUUGUUUCAUGUUGAAGGUGUUUUGGCAGCAUACUCAUAACUUUCUUUUAUUGAGUUGGUAUGUGUUUAUUGACUUUGCAUUGCAAAAGGUGUCGCCGCCAAUUAAAUGUGAUUCAAAUCA